AUGCACUUCAGCCCGACAAUACCACCGGCCAACGACAAUGGCACCAACGACCACCUCGACCCAGUCCUGCUGCCCCGAGCGUACGAGCUGUCCCUCAACCACGACGACCACCUCCGCAGACGGCUGCACUACGACCCUCGCCUCCAUCCAGCUUUCUCCUCGUCCUCCUCCGCGACGACAACGACAAGACUGAACUCGGCCGGCGGCCAAGACGGAAGCAACUCUACCUCGUUUCGCCUCGGCGACGAUCGUCCUUCCAGUGUCGCCCAGGAUAGCCUUUUCGCAGGCAGAGACGAUGGACAAGCCACCCACCGAUCCACUCGGCUCGUGGCUUUCACGGCGCCAGAUGCGACCCAGCAGGAUAGGCUGCACAAGAUCUGGACAGACAGGUUCGACGUCAUCCACCUCCUCUCGUCGCUCCCUGCCAAGCCAAAGAGGACUACCGUCCCCAGCAGGACUGCUUCGACCUCCUCCCCUCCCUCGGACGACGAUUCCGACGGCUUCUCGGACCUUCCCUCGGAUUCCGACGACCUCUUCUUCCUCACCUCAUCCGAGGCGGCCGAUUACCUGCGCGACAAGAAGCGGAACCGUCUCGAAGACGAGCGACAGAAGCGUAUCGCCGCCAUCCUGGCGCUCGAACAGGGGGACCAGGCGGACCCGGCGCUCACGGCCGACGCGGCGACCGAGGCGCAGGCCGGGUUUCCGGAUCAGACGCAGUACGAGCUGAUGCAGCGCACCGCGAAAGUGUUGCUGCAGUCGACCAACCCGACGGUGCUCGAGAUGAAGAUCCUCGCCAACCACGGAUCCGACCCGCGCUUCGCCUUCCUGCGAAAGGGGACCAAGCAGCUGUACCCGGACGUGUGGAAGAGGCUCCGUAGCGGGUCAAAGGAAUGCGAGAGGCCGUACGACAAUGUGAGGAGGGAGUUUGAGGGCGCUGCCAACUCGCCAGGUGACGAAGCUCAACCUGCUGCUGCAUCAACAUCAUUUGCGGUCGGCAUGGGUGCAUCGCUGGUCGCGUACGACAGCGAUUCGGAGAGCGAAGACGACGAUGGCGACGAGGGAAAGGGCGACGCCAGCCAGAUCAAGGCCGUCGCCAGUACCGACUCCGCCGCCUCGCAGCCAAAAGACACGGCCGACGAUGCGCAGCUGCAGGGCCAGAACCACCACGGCGACGACGGCAACAACGGCGGGGGAAAGCCGCCGGUGGCUCCCACGUCCGACGAUCAGGCGACCAACGAACUCAAACGCAAGGAGCGCCUCGAGCGCGCACGCGAGUGGGCAAAGAGGCGGAGAGCAGAAAAGGCAGCGAUGUAG
Molecule: messenger RNA, 1314 nt
Organism: Pseudozyma flocculosa PF-1
Lineage: Eukaryota; Fungi; Basidiomycota; Ustilaginomycetes; Ustilaginales; Ustilaginaceae
Exons: 2
Coding region: 1-1314 (437 amino acids)
Source: RefSeq, a predicted model, not a curated record